Molecule: messenger RNA, 189 nt
Organism: Spirodela intermedia
Lineage: Eukaryota; Viridiplantae; Streptophyta; Magnoliopsida; Alismatales; Araceae
Source: the annotation of a GenBank genome assembly
AUGGGGCAGCACUCUAAUCCGUCAAUCGCAGGAGGGAGGGACGGCGUCAGCGGCAGCAAUAGCAGAAGAUCCGCAGCGUCCCUCGGCCACUCCCGAACCUCACUCUUUCUUGCCGCGAUCCUCUCUACGGGAUCGACCGGCGGACGAGAUGCGACAAAGAGCUCCACACACCCCCGCGAUCCCUCAUGA